AUGUUGUGGUUCUUUCUAAUUACCGCUGUGUGGGCAUUUAAAAUUCCCAGAUCUUUGCUAGAACAAGACAGAGACGUUGCAGUGAAGUACGCCGUGGACCAGUAUGCCAUGAACUCUGCAAGGUUGAAGGAGAUGAUUCCAAGAUGUGCCAAAAUUGACAACGCCACUUCGUCUUACGACUUCACAGGCAGCCAUCACGAGGUAUAUUUAGAAAGUAUUGCCGGUGUUAACGUCAGCAUAGUCGACCAGAUGGGCAUUCCUGUGGAUUUGGAGAAUAAAGAAGACUAUCCAGAACUCGCCAGAAGGAUGGAUAGGUUCCGGCGCUGUCUCUGGUAUGGUGGUGCUUCAUUCGUAUUUGCUUUUACAAGACAUGCUGACGAGGUGGUGAGCGAUACUCCAGACAGCUGGGCGCUGAGGGCAGCGCAAAUUGUGGACAUGUUGUUGUCCGAACUCGACCUCGGAAACCCGGAAUUUCGAGAGUUUUUAUAA
Messenger RNA from Candidozyma pseudohaemuli, 489 nucleotides. RefSeq lists its product as uncharacterized. The transcript has a single exon. Bases 1 to 489 code for a protein of 162 amino acids. Lineage: Eukaryota; Fungi; Ascomycota; Pichiomycetes; Serinales; Metschnikowiaceae. The record is from RefSeq and is a predicted model, not a curated record.